Vigna umbellata (rice bean) is the source of this 4125-nucleotide messenger RNA. Its product is annotated as putative ubiquitin-conjugating enzyme E2 24. Lineage: Eukaryota; Viridiplantae; Streptophyta; Magnoliopsida; Fabales; Fabaceae. The record is from RefSeq and is a predicted model, not a curated record. Gene Ontology annotation, molecular function: ubiquitin conjugating enzyme activity.
CUAGGGACGGUGGGGAAUGAUAUUAUUCAUUAUCAUGAAGUUUGAGGUGAAAAAUACCCAUGAAUUGUGUGCAACUGUUUUUUCUUACAAAGUUUGGUUCAAAAGAAGGAUCCAGUAAUAGAAGUACUUUUGCCAAUGACAUUUGUGUCCUGAAUUUUCCAUUUUCCUGUGAAUCAAGGAGCACAAAAUGUUUGUGUUGAAUGGCUAAAUCCUCAUUGCAACUCUGAAAUCUUAUUGGUCCAGGAUAUUAGCCAAUUUCUUUUGAUACAAGAUAGAGUGUCAGGAAUUAUUGUGGAGGAAGAUCUCCUUUGUGUGUAACCCUCACUCUUAGAAUACGAAGCUCUCUUCCAGCAGUUAUUUAAGAUUCGGUUCUACUGGGCAAAUCUCCUUUGGCAAAAGUUUCCUAAUCUCCUUUGGUUAGAUUUCAAGUAGUAAAAAUAUAUGAAAAAUAAAUUUUGCCUUCUUAAAAUAUCAUUCAGCUUUCAAAAGGUGAGUAUUAUCGUUCAGAGGUAAUUUCACUAGGAAUUCCACCCGUUCUUGGGGGCAAAUCUCCUUUGGCAUCUUUUCGAUUAUCUUGGUUUGUUUCUUCUAAUAGCUAGACUUUUCUCUUCCAGUAAACUACCCAAUAGUAGACAUUUUUGUUGUUGUAAGUCUCUUCCAAAGGUUACAUCUGUGAAAAUUCCGUUCAAGUCGGGCAUAUCUCCUUUGGCAUUUUGGAGUCCUUGAUUCCUAUAAUCCUAUUGGUAAAAAGAGAUCAAGAUUGGGUUGUAUUAUCCUCGGAAAAUCUCCUUUGGCCUCAGCUCUCCAGUUUCAACGUUCAGACUAAUCAUUUGGAGAAACUGUUUGUGACUAAAAUCAGUAUCAAUUAGAAAUAUUUUGUAGUACAACAGUUAUCCAUUGAAAUCAAUAGUGGCAAAAGUUGUGAUCACUAUACACACACUGGGGUUUGAUGCUUCAAUUUUCUUGAGAAGGUCUCAUUCAAGAUAACAAAACUACAGGAUUGAAUUCUACAUCUAAAUUAACAGUCUGUGCCCUUUCUUCUCAAGAUACCAUUUAGCGCAAAAUAAUUCUGGUUCUAUCUAUUUCAGAAUCUGGUAUAUAAUUGAUGGAUCCUAUGAUUAGUGAUUCAGACUGGGAGAUUUCCAGUGAUAGCAACAGCAGUGAGGAUCAAGAGGAAAUGGAUUUUCUAUAUGGUGGAAAAGCUCAGAGUAUAUUAUCAAGUUUAGAGGAAACCAUUGGAAGGAUUGAUGAUUUUCUUUCAUUCGAGAGAGCAUUUGUUCAUGGAGAUGUGGUCUGCUCCUUGUCUGACCUGUCUGGACAAAUGGGUAGGGUAACAAGUGUUGAUGUGUUUGUGGAUUUGGAAAAUGUUAAAGGAAAAGUAAUAAAAAAUGUAAACUCGAGGAAGCUUUUGAGGAUUCGCUCCAUUUAAGAAGGUGAUUAUGUAAUUAAGGGGCCAUGGCUUGGUAGAGUUCAAAGAGUGGUAGACAAAGUCACUGUAUUGUUUGAUGAUGGAGAUAAAUGUGAUAUCACUGCCUUGGAAAGAGAAAAAAUUUUACCACUGACUGGUAAUUUUCCUGAAGAUUCACAGUAUCCAUACUAUCCUGGACAGAGAGUAGAGGUUAAGUCCUCCAAUUCUUCUAAACCAACCAGAUGGCUGUGUGAUACUUGGAAGCGCAAUCGUGAUGAAGGAACUGUUUGUGCUGUGCAAGCAGGCAUGGUGUAUGUUAAUUGGAUUUCCUCUGUUCUUAUGAGUUGCAAUUUGAGUGUGAGCACUCCUCAAUGCUGGCAAGCUUCUGAAAAUUUGACUGUGCUAUCUUGUUUUUCGAAUGCAAACUGGCACCUUGGAGAUUGGUGCAUGCUUUCAGUUGUAGACCAAGAGGAAGAGGCUAUUCAGCAUCCACCUAUUAGUGAUCUUACAAUGGAGCAAUGUGUGUCCAGAGAGUAUAAGAGAAAUAACUUUAACUCUCACAUUGGUGAGUUGUUUAUAAUUGGGAAGAUAAAGACCAAAGUUGAUGUUGUGUGGCAAAAUGGUGAACAUACUUUGGGACUGGAUCCAGAGAAUUUACUGCCUGUGAAUGUUAUAAACAAUCAUGAAUUUUGGCCACACCAGUUUGUUCUGGAAAAAGGUGCUUCUGAUUGUCCUCUUAAAAAUAGAAGUCAAAGAUGGGGUGUUGUCCAAUGUAUGGAUGCAAAGGAGCGUACUGUAAAGGUACAAUGGAAAACUAUUUCCAUAUCCAACCCAGAUAAUUUGACUGGAGAAAAAUUGGAGGAAACUGUGAGUGCAUAUGAACUUGUAGAGCACCCAGAUUACUCCUGCUUUUUUGGUGAUAUUAUGUUCAAAGCGGCUCAAAAACAGCUUGGCAACCAAGCUGAUAAAGAAACAGAAAAAUCAGUGACAGACGUGAAUGCAGAGGCUGUUCCCAAAAAUGGGAACCAAAUAGGUUAUCAGGAUGAGUUCCCUGAUAAUUUCAUGUCCUGUAUUGGCAAUGUUACUGGUUUCAAAGAUGGCAAUGUGGAGGUGACAUGGGCAACUGGUUUCACAACUAAGGUUGCACCAUAUGAAAUUCUUCGAAUUGAGAAACAUGAAGAUUCAACUGCAGCCACCACUCCUUAUGAGACAAAUGUUGAAGAGUUAACUCGGGAGAUGAUUGAACAUGAGAGUCUGUCUUCAGACCAGAAGGGAAAGGACCUAUUAAAUGGUGCUGUUAGUAGAGAGAAUGGUGAAAAGAAUAUUGGGGAAUGUAGUUCUUUUUCCUUUCCUCGAGCUGCCUUUGAACUUUUCUCCAGCAUUAAAGCCAGCAUAUUCCAAACACUCAGUGGAGCCUUACUCUCAGGAGCAGUUUCCGCGUUACCUACAUUUGAAAAAGAGAAUGAAUACGAUUUUGUAGAUAAGAAAGAUUUGGAAACUUGUGAUAUCUUUGCUGAACAACAUCCAAUGACUGAGCUGCAAUCUACUGAAGACAAAAGUUCAUAUCCUGAAAAUAUCAAGACUUGUGAGAAGAAUGAUUUGUUUCCAUUUUCUUUAGACACCAACAGUCCAAACCAGUUCAAGCAGUUCGAUGUGAUAGAAAAUUGCCCUGAUCACCAUUUUUUUGAUGAGGGAAAAGGGUUACCUAUAUCACAGGUAAAAAGAGGUUGGGUGAAAAAGGUUCAGCAAGAAUGGAGCAUCCUCGAGAGAAAUCUUCCUGAAACUAUUUAUGUUCGUGUUUUUGAAGAAAGAAUGGAUCUCAUGCGAGCAGCUAUUGUCGGUGCUUCGGGAACCCCUUAUCAGGAGGGAUUGUUCUUUUUUGAUAUAUGCUUCCCUCCGGAGUAUCCCAAUGAACCACCCAUGGUGCACUACAAAUCUGGAGGCCUCCGAUUAAAUCCUAAUUUGUAUGAGUCAGGAAGAAUCUGUCUGAGUCUCCUUAACACUUGGACAGGCACUGGCACUGAAGUGUGGAACCCUGGAGCCUCCACAAUUCUCCAAGUCCUUCUCUCUCUACAGGCACUUGUCCUUAAUGAGAAGCCUUAUUUCAACGAGGCUGGAUAUGACCAACAAAUUGGCAGGGCUGAGGGAGAGAAAAACUCAGUCACUUACAAUGAAAAUGCUUUCCUUGUCACAACCAAAUCGAUGAUGUAUGUAUUAAGAAAGCCACCAAAGCAUUUUGAAGAACUGGUGGAAGAGCACUUCAGAAACCGCUCCCAAAAUAUACUUCUUGCUUGUAAGGCAUGUCUUGAAGGAGCUUCCAUUGGAUGUGUUUUUGGUACUGGAAAAUCUGAAGAUGAAAACCUGAAGGGAACUUCAGCAGGAUUUAAAAUUAUGCUUGCUAAGCUCUUCCCCAAGCUUGUAGAGGCAUUUUGUGAUAAAGGAAUUGAUUGUAGUCAGUUUGUUAAUUUACAAAAGUAACUUUACUUACAAAGUUGUAAGUAACUACCAAAAAUCCCGACCUAGAUAUUCCAAUCUUGUGUGUAAUAUUUAUACGUUUACAUAUCUGUAUAAUAUCAAAUCCAACCUUGUGGUUUGGUGCUAUGCUACUGCUGAUAAAAAGUUCAAGAGUAUCAUAAGUGUGCUUAUGAUAUGUGCAUGUAUUACAACAUAGCUUCUAGAAGUAAAAAAUGGAAUAAGAAAUACAAUUAUUGGAGUGA